This is a messenger RNA of Helianthus annuus (common sunflower), 1437 nucleotides long. Its product is annotated as probable receptor-like protein kinase At5g59700. Gene Ontology annotation, biological process: protein autophosphorylation. Gene Ontology annotation, molecular function: ATP binding; transmembrane receptor protein tyrosine kinase activity. NCBI's taxonomy places the organism in Eukaryota, Viridiplantae, Streptophyta, Magnoliopsida, Asterales, Asteraceae. The transcript has 5 exons. Bases 1 to 1437 code for a protein of 478 amino acids. Gene Ontology annotation, cellular component: plasma membrane; plasmodesma. The record is from RefSeq and is a predicted model, not a curated record.
AUGGCGGUUGUGUUUUGGCGGGUAGCAUAUUCUUGCUUAAGUGAUGAUCGAGCACACCGCCCAGAUAUGCACCAUAUUGUGGUUAAACUUGAGAAUGCAUUGGAACUUCAGUUGCGUCGUGAAAAUAUUAGGAGACAAAAACAUCCAGACCAGUUGUUUAAGGGUGAGAGGGAUCAGGAGGGUACUUCCCGCACUUUAAGGGUGAGAGGGAUCAGGAGGGAAAACAAGUUGGGACACUUGAAGAUUCGUCUUGGUGAUAUUAAAUUAGCAACCAAUAAUUUCUCAGAGACAUACACAAUUGCAUCUAUGGAUGGCGAAUGUACUUUGUACAGAGCAGAGCUCCAUUGUUUUGAUAAAGAAAAUCCUUCAUCUGAAAAGGGGAAGAACAUAGGAGAACAUCCCAAGGGACACGACAUUGUGGUUAUAAAACGGUACCCUUCUGGAAAUCAGUGUUUUGGAGAAGAAGAGCUUUUUACAGAAAUUGAGAUGCUUUCAAGUGUUGAGCAUCUGAACAUAGUCACUUUAAUUGGAUUCUGUAUUGAAGAUUCUGAGAUGAUCCUUGUCACUGAGAAUGUGUCUAAUGGAUACCUUUGGAAUUAUUUGGGAAACGACAAUGAUAUGCGUAUUUUGACAUGGGAGAAGCGUUUGAAAAUCUGCAUUGAUGUUGCGAACGCAUUGGAGCACCUUCACUCUGGGAUGGAAGACCAAAAGAUGAUAAUACACCGUGAUAUAUGUCCCUACAACAUUGGGUUGGACGAGAACGGGAGGGCAAAGAUUGAUGGGUUUGGAACCUGUGUAUUCUUGCCUCCAAAUGAAGAAGACGAAGCUGUCUAUAUCGAGUGGCGUGGCAGAUCGGCCUACAUAGAUUCAGAGUAUGAGAAGACUCGUAAGUUAAAAAGAGAAUCAGAUGUAUAUAGUUUUGGAAUAGUUUUGCUUGAAAUUCUAUGUGGGAGGAGAGCCAGUGACCCAAUUUACACGAAGGAGAAUGUUAGAGGGUUGGGCCCCGUGGCAAGACAAAGCUUUUGCACAGGAACUCUAGAGGACAUGAUAGAUCCUAUACUAAAGGAAGAAACCAGUGAAUGCAAUUUUGUCCUAAAGAGAGGACCCAACAAGGAGUCUUUACACACAUUCAUGAAAAUUGCAUAUCAAUGUGUGGCAGAAACUCAAGGUCAACGUCCUACAACGAAAGUUGUUGUUAAGGAACUUGAGAAAGCAUUAUCAUUUCAAUUGAAUUCAGAGGUAAAAUCUGAUUAUGUGGAGGAGAAGAGUCAUGCUUCGGUAAUUGAGACACAAGUAGUUGAGCUUUCCAAUGAAUUGAACAAUAUGAACAUGACUGACAAAUCUGAAAAUUUUGAAAUUCAUAACAAGGAAAAUAUGUUACAUGACCAAACGGAUGACCCAGCUGAUCCUGAUUGUUGUAAGUUUGCUAUGUUUUAA